Messenger RNA from Apis laboriosa (Himalayan honeybee), 1532 nucleotides. It is a transcript of the gene Lfg, whose product is annotated as protein lifeguard 1. Gene Ontology annotation, cellular component: membrane. The record is from RefSeq and is a predicted model, not a curated record. The transcript is spliced from 6 exons. The coding region runs from base 221 to 1177 and encodes 318 amino acids. NCBI's taxonomy places the organism in Eukaryota, Metazoa, Arthropoda, Insecta, Hymenoptera, Apidae.
GUUGCUCGUACGAGAUGCAGUCAAAAGUUGAUAAGUGGGGAGUGUGACAUUUUUGUAACAUUGUAGAUAUAACUACAUGUAUAACUUGUACUGCAUAAAUUAACAAAAUUGAUCUAGUUAAUCUAGUUAAAUUAUUCAUCACAUUAAACAGUUGCCCCGUUUAAGGAUCUUAAACGUUUUCUAAAAGAGAUUCUUUUUCAGUUAAAACAAAAACCAAAAGAUGGCAACUUGGCAGAAUACACCUGGUGCAGAUUUUUAUGCAGGGCAACAAGGUUAUCCUCAACAAAAUCCUGCAUAUCCACAUCAAGAAGGAUUUAAUCCUGGAUAUCCACCUCCUUACGGAGCAAAUCCACCACCACCACCAGGUCCUGGUUUUAUUCCUCCAGGUGCACCUCCUUACGGACAAGUUCCACCACCUGGCUUAAUAUUUGGUACAACACCACAAGCAGGCAUGUAUGGAUCAAAUUAUGCAGAAGAUCCUAUGCAAUCUGAUGAUAUCAAAGGAUUUGAAUUCAAUGAGAAAUCCAUUAGAAAUGGAUUCAUCAGGAAAGUAUAUAGUAUAUUGAUGUGUCAACUUUUGAUCACAGUAGGAAUGAUUGCACUGUUCCUUUAUCAUGCUCCAACUAAUAAAUUUGUAAUGACGCAUCCAGAGCUAUUUUGGAUUUGUUUUGUUUCAACUAUUGUCUUGAUCAUAUGUAUGGCUUGUUGUUCCAGUGUGAGACGAAAAGCUCCUAUGAAUUUCAUAUUUUUGUUUUUAUUUACAAUAGCAGAAGGUUUUUUAUUAGCUACUGCUGCUUCUACAUUCAAAUCUGAAGAGGUACUAUUGGCUGCUGGAAUUACUUCAGUUGUUUGUCUUGGAUUAACAUUAUUCGCAUUUCAAACAAAAUUUGAUUUCACUGGUCUUAAUAGCAUACUCUUUGUUGCAUUACUAAUUUUCGUAGUGUUUGGAAUAUUUGCAAUGAUAUGGCAUGGAAAAAUUAUGACACUAGUAUAUGCAUCGAUUGGAGCUUUACUUUUUUCUAUUUAUUUGAUUUAUGAUACACAAGUGAUGAUCGGUGGUAAACAUAAGUAUUCCAUUUCUCCAGAAGAAUAUAUCUUUGCAGCACUAAACCUUUAUAUAGAUAUUAUCAAUAUUUUCCUUUAUAUUUUAACAAUUAUUGGUUCUUCGCGAAAUUAAAUACUAUAAAAUAUAUUUUCUUUGUUGCCGAAUUAAUGUUUAAUGCAAAAUGCUUUCAUUCAUCAUUGUUUUAUUUUGACUCUCUUUUAUUUGUAUAUAGAGAGUACAUUACAAAAACAAUGAGAGAUAAAAAAGUAGCAGAGAGGCAAUAAUUUCUAUGGAAUAAUAGCUUUUACACAAUUUUCAAAGUAUAAAUAACACAGAGAAAAAUUAUAUUAUUUUAAAGUUGAAUAUCUAGUCUUGUAAGACAAAUAAUUCUUAUUAAAAAAUCUAUUAAAAAAAAAUAAACCAACUGUUAUAUAAUUAAGAAUAUAAAUAAGCUUAUAUAUAAAACCUAAACACAAUUUAUAUAUUU